Fulvia fulva is the source of this 759-nucleotide messenger RNA. RefSeq lists its product as uncharacterized. The transcript has a single exon. The record is from RefSeq and is a predicted model, not a curated record. Lineage: Eukaryota; Fungi; Ascomycota; Dothideomycetes; Mycosphaerellales; Mycosphaerellaceae. The coding region runs from base 1 to 759 and encodes 252 amino acids.
AUGCGCAAGAUCCUCGUCAAUUGGCUCGAUCUACUCGCAGAUGAACUCCUUCCCGAUCACGGCAACCACGAGGAACCAAAAAGCGGUAUCGAGUGCGGCGAUGACAAUGGCAAACUCGAGGCCGACGGUUCCCUGGACGAUGCCGGAGACACCCCGCACGAGACCGACAAGAUGAGCUGGAGCAGCGACGAGGAACAGCGAAACCAUGUGCCGCAAUCGAUGCCAUCUUGCCAUAAGAGGCAUGCAUUAUAUCAACAAGACAGCUCCAGCAAUGAUGAACAUGCAUCUUCUGAGCACCCGACCUCGCCCUGCAAGAUGGCGACAAGUAACAAGGCUCCGAUGCAUCAAAGCCAUCCACAUACAUCCACCCUGAUGCUCACAUUGAACGGCCAAGCGGCCUGGACUCCCUUCAAAACGAUCCCCAUUUGGUCAGUACAGAUACCGGACGAACCGAACCCGACUCAGUUUCUUCUUCAAGACGACACUCGCUCGAACGACUCCACAUCUGAUGCCAACGUUUCGCAGAUGUUGCCCUCUAGCUACGAGCCCGCAGAGUGCGUUCCGGGCAUGGAUCCCGCACGACAAGGUCCACCGGGCGGUGAUGAUUAUGAUGGGUCAUCGUCUCAUCUUCAGUCUGGAUUGGACAUAUCGCUGCAGUCAAGCACUCCUUCAAGAGGAGAUGCACCAGAUGUGGAUCUCGAGGCCUAUGUGGCUAGGCGUUUGACGGAAAUGUCCUUCAAAAAGCUCUAUAUGGAAUAG